Messenger RNA from Macrosteles quadrilineatus (aster leafhopper), 5686 nucleotides. It is a transcript of the gene CHES-1-like, whose product is annotated as forkhead box protein N3. The transcript is spliced from 10 exons. The record is from RefSeq and is a predicted model, not a curated record. Bases 138 to 1553 code for a protein of 471 amino acids. Gene Ontology annotation, molecular function: cis-regulatory region sequence-specific DNA binding; DNA-binding transcription factor activity. Gene Ontology annotation, cellular component: nucleus. Gene Ontology annotation, biological process: regulation of DNA-templated transcription. Lineage: Eukaryota; Metazoa; Arthropoda; Insecta; Hemiptera; Cicadellidae.
GCAAACUAACAGUUGUUUACCAUCCAGCCAGCUUGCAAAACUGUUUACUUUUAUGUUCGUUAUUCCAUCUUCGCCGUUGUUUUCGGUUAAUUUCAUUUCGUGACACUUCCAACACACUCGUAACAUCGAAAAGUGUGAUGGCUCCUGAACGGCCCGGAGGGGAGGACCAGCCUGUACCUGUGGCAUUGAGUGCCACUAACUCCAUCACUAUACCUAUCACUCUGCUCUCCAUACCCAAGGACCUGCUUCACAUCAAGGAAGGUGAUGGAGCAUCUGAAAUACGCUCAGAGAAAAACGGCGAAGAUGACGAUCUUACUUCUCUAACGUGGCUUCAAGACAAAAAUCUGCUCAAAGGUAUAAACCUGCGCACAGCUGGUACUGGGGUUCAGGAGUCCCCGACGAGUGACUAUGUGGACGAUAGCACGAGCGAACGAGACUCAUCUUGUUCUAGCGUCAACAGCGGCAGUCCUACGCCUCCCCCCUCCACUACUGCACCUCCUGUCAAGAACAAGCAUCCGCACCACAUACCUUAUGAUCCACAGAUACACACAACAUCCAAACCCCCAUACUCGUUUUCUUGCCUGAUCUUCAUGGCUAUAGAAGAAUCGCCAGGCAAGGCUUUGCCAGUGAAGGAGAUCUACAACUGGAUUCUAGACCAUUUCCCUUUCUACAAAAACGCCCCGACUGGUUGGAAGAAUAGCGUUAGACAUAACCUCUCGCUCAACAAGUGUUUCCGUAAAGUGGACAAAGCCCCAAAUCUAGGCAAGGGCUCGCUGUGGAUGGUGGACCCCCUUUACCGCUCCAAUCUGUUGACAGCUCUACAGAAAGCCCCGUACCAUCCCUGUGCCUCACUUGACACUAACUCUCCUCCCAGCACUACCACUAGCCCUAAGAGUCCGUCAGGCAAGUCAUACAGUGGUGGGAGGCUGCCUGAUCCGUCUUUGUUCCCGUAUCUGGCUCGAAGGUUGGCAGCUGUGGAAGGCUCAGGUCCUCUGGACGAUGUUGAUGCUGCAGCAGCCAUGUUAGAACUCAAACAUGGACCUUUGCGACGAGAUGAAUAUCAUCGAAGAUUAGGUGCACAGAUGGUUCAAAAUGCUCGAGGGGCCAAGAGAAAAAGCAAAAAUGAGAUAAAAACUGAGAUGCUGAUCACCUCGUCACCCAGUGAGGACCACACCUACAGUAGUGCUGAGCCCUCGGCUACCAACCCCUCCACCAUGGUCAAGAGUGAACCUACCUCUCCUGACGAGGCCUUCCAGGAGGGCUCCGACUCUGACUCUAGUUGGAACACAGUCCCAGUGAAAGCCGAAGAGGACAUGGAGGAACAGAGGAAGAUCGCAGAAGGCGCAGAUGCUCUGUUGAACCUGGCCGGCAUCAAUACACAAGGUUGUGGAGCAACACCACUCAAGCGUCAACUGCCUCGGCUGCUGCGCAAACCUUCUCCUCGCUGGAAGACGGAGAACAAUAAUGUUAUAAAUGCGGAACAGUACCGACCACCCGCCAAGAUGAGGAGAAAAUCACUCUCGGCUUCCGCUAAACAAAAAUUGAAGAGGUAGAAUUACCAGUCAUUCCAGUCGGGUAGUCUCCCUAGUAUAGAGUUAAUUUUAGGAAGAGACUCAAACAGUUUUAUAGACCAAUUAGAGAGUGAUAUAUCGAGUUAACACGGUUUGUUCGGAAUGUUCUACUCUGAUGACCGUAGUACAAAGGUAGCUGAUAGCGUAGGUAUCGGGUCUCAUUGUGACCAAUAGAAUGAGCUUCCGCCUGACUUAUUUACUGCGCUUCUCCAAUAGGAUCUAAUUAUAUGCAGCCUGUAUUUAUUUGUGGACUUACUUUUACCUAUGUUUAGGAAGUCAUUGAUCUGUUGUUGUAUCGAGUGGUAAAUGCUUUUCAUGGACAAUAUCACAAUAAGAAUCAAAUAGAAUAAACAGUAUGUUUUAGCUUUAGAUAUAUUUUUAACACUACACUCUGCUGGCUUUAAAAUGUACGCAAUAUGUACAUUUCUCUUAAAAUAUUUCACUAUGCAAACUUAAUGAUUAGCUAAGAUUUCUCUUACCAAUUGCAUCAACUCUUGAUAGCAUUUAUCACUCGAGAUAAUGACAUUUUGGAGGUAAAAGAAAUGAUCAGCAAUCUUCGUGUCUUACUAUGCAGUGUGAAAUUACACAUCAAGUGCUGUGUAUUUUUAUACCAAAAGCCUAUAGCAAUAAUGAUUUGUGUUUAUAUGGAGUCAUUGGUUUUUAUGUCGCUUUGGUUUUGGGUUGGAUUGGCAUUCCAAGAAAAUAUUUCUAUGAUUGAUUUCUUAAUCGGGAAUCACAUAUUUUUAUGUGAAAUUCUGUUUAAACUUUAGAAAUUUCUGAUAGAUAAAUAUAUGAUACUGGUAAGCAAAAUUUGGGAUAUACCUGUGCUGAAGAAGGUUCUUUUAGUGCUAAAAAUCUUAAAGUCUUAAUUUAAAAUUUUAGCAUAGUCGAGUGUUUGGUUUGGAACUGUUCUUCAUUUUUAUUUUAACUAACAGAGUUUUAGGUGUGUAGCCACAAUUGUAUUAAUAGACAUUCUAUUAACAUUUCAAUCUAUGUUCAAAAUAUACAUAUUUUUGUAAUUAGUAAAUAUCACAUAUUUUGGUAGUCUUAUUGCCAGAUAUUCUACUACUUAUGUAGAAAAUAAUCUGUGGGGUGGAAUAUGUUGUCACUGAAUUCAACUUGUAUUUCAAAAAUAUGACACACAAUUUAUGUGUUGAUUGAACAGAUGAAAAAUGUUGUAUUAGCUGGGAAUGGGAAAAGUCAAAAGAGACCUAAAGCAAGAUUUACUCUUUUAGUACUUUAGUAUUGUAAAACAAAAUAUUAAUGUAAUAAGAUCAUCGAGCAGGUGUUUUAGUAUACCCAACAUAAUAUUGCUUCCUUCAUAGUUAAUUAGAUAUCAAAACUUCUGCUUCAGAGUUUAGCUCAAACACUGAUUGCCCAUUUAAAGUAUCUAAUUAAUUUCUUCCUAUAUUGCAAUUGAAAGUUGCAAACCUUGUGCCAAAUUGUUGAAAUAAAUGUUAGUUUUAUCAUUCGUUUGCCUGCACCAAUCAUUAUUUACAAAGCGUUGUUGUACAUUAAAAGUUUUAUUGAAUGUAUGUUGUUAUUGUUAACACCUUGUGACUGUUUUGAGUUCAUAAUUUUAUUGGACCAAAGUAUAUUUAUCCAAUUAUUCGUAAUAGAACUGAUAGAGGAGAGGAUUGUAUUCAUGGUAUAUUAGCUAAGGAAGAGAAAAGUUAAUUAAGUAUUUUUUUAUUUGGUUUUAUCAGAGACAGUUUAAUUUUAGAGAUUAACUAAUUGAUUUUAAUAUUUUUUUGAACUUGUCUUAAAGUAAUUAGUUAUAAGACUGUGAAAUAUAUUUUAAUUCUCACUUGACAACCAACACCACAAUAAACAUUGAAGGUAAAUGUUAAAAAGCAGUGUUGACUUUGUUGAGGAUUUCUUUUCACUGUCAUGUUUAGGUAAUAACUCUCUUGUUACUACCAAAUAUAAAUGGUCAUGUGAAGUUAUCUGAAUUACAGGAUUAGUACGGUUGAUAUUCAUAGUUUCAAACCUGUUCUUUCAACAUUUUUGGUAUUCUACCUCUGUGUUCAAUAACUUAUUUGACAAUACUAUAUGAGAUUAUACAAGUUAAAAUGCUUAUCUUUCUUAACUCUUGAUUUAUUCAUAAACAGUAAAAGUAAAGCCAAGAAAUUUCACCUGAAGUCAAUCUAGUCAUAGAUUUGGUAGUAGAAUUGGCCAACGUAACUUUUUUAAAUCCUCAAUUGUUUGAAAAUGAAUAGCUCUAAAUUAAACAACAUUGAUACAGAUUUGAAAUUGUGAGUGUCAACUGUUUUUACUAUAAGCCAAAUACGGUUAUCUUUUAUUUCGGUUAACUCGAGCAAUAAAAACAUACAAAGAAACACCUAAACUAAUUUAGUAUCUAUUGUAAUUAGGGUUUAUCACUGUAGAUAACGAUACUCGUAGUGACAUACCCUGUAUAACAUCGUAAUCGGAAUAGCCUUAAUUAGCUGAACCUAGCCUGUUAUGAAUCGAUAAAGUAGAAGUAGUGCCGUUCUUUUGACAAAUAUGUGUAAUGAAAUAUGUGUUUUUGUAUGUAGCGAGAAUCUAGAUAAUCUUGACAAUCUUUUCUUAGCGAGUUUGAUAUCAAACGUAUACAUAAUCCUCGUCUCCUCCCAUUCUCUGUCCAGUCUUCCUGCCCAGAUGCCAAACUCAAACACCCUUGGAACUGUAAAAAUGUAUAGAACCGUGUAUAUAUUGUUGAAACUUUAAUUUGUACAACGUUCACGUCUUGAAAAGACUAUAACUUACGAACUUAGCGGUAAAGUACGCUUUGCGGUUACAACGCUGUAGCGUUUUUGUUUUUUGUCGUUGUUAGGUUUUAUUUUGUAUGUAGGUUUUUGGUUUGGUUGUGAAAUAAUCACAUUACUCAUGGGUUUCUUUUCAUAAAAGGUUUAUUAUCUGAAAAAUUGUUUCCAGGUUUUAUCAUGUAAUUUCUACUGUUUUUGAUUCAGGUAUUUUGUUUUCUCUGUGUUUCUUAACUAAAAACUAAGAGUUUUAAUGGGUUAACUUCAAUCAAAAUAUUUUGUACAAAUGCUUUACUUUGUCUGUUACUGUAGAUAGUUGUUAUUCUGGUUAAGUACUUAGAGUUACUAGUUACCAGACAUCGAUUGAGUUAGUUCCGUUCUUUUACAGAAACCUGUGAACUAGUGCUAAGAUUGAAAUCUGCUAACAUUUUUAUGGGUGUUUAUUUUUAAGCUUUUUUUUCAGGUUUAGGCCUAAUUAACACUUGCUUGAUCAUGAAAAGUUAUGUUUUGCUUUCAAAAAAGUGUUGUUAUUUAUUUUCUACUUUCGUUAGGAUUAUUUCGUAUGAUUUACGAAUCAUCGCAAUCACUUUAGUUGAAUCCUUAGGUAUAAGGUGUUAAUUGUAAGAAAAUGUUAUUUUUGUAAAUUAUAUACACUACUGCUGAAGCACUUUAUUUUAAUUGUAUCUACGGUUUAUUUACUGGUUGUUGAAUGCUCAUUUUCUAGCUGACUGUUAUCUUAAUUUGAACCUCUUCUGGUUGUAUUAUAAUUUUAUUUAUUUAUUUAUUUUACUACAAACUUGUUCUAUAUUAUCCUCAAAGUGUGGUAAUUGCAUGCCUGGUAAUGUUUAGGUUUACUUGUUGCUUUACAAUACCUUAACUAAUUCUGUAUUUAAUAAGUUCUUUAGCUUUUAUAAGCUGUCACAGUUUUGUCACUUGUGCACUAAAUUGUUUUUUCAAGUAUUGGAAGUUCUAAAUUCUCCUAUUGUCAAUUGCCGAUACAAGUAUUGUAUCCUUUUAUGUAAUAAACAAAGUACGCUAUUCUUCUAUAAAGCUAAGUCUUCCAAAAAUUAAGUGUGGGUUGUCCCAAAAAGUUGAUUUUUUUAGCCUCUGACGCCCAAUAGAAGGUAGUUUUAGAAUUGUUUUAACUUGUAAAAUGCCAUGCUUGGCGUUAGUAUUCUAAAUAUGUGUUCAACUGGUGUAAAUAAUUCUAAAUUAAUUUUGACAGCUUCUACGAGCAUAGUAACCCCGUUGUCGACAGAAUUAGUGAUGAAAUUAUAAAGAAAAGCAAUAAUUAUUAUGUAACUAUCAUAAAUAAGACUUGUUUGUUUCUCUUAGUAUAUAUAUUAUAAUAAAUAUAAAUAUUACAUUUGA